CCCAUGGUGAAGUCGUGAUCCCGGGAAUCAGGUCAUUUACAGCGAAUUUUAAAGCUGGGUUCGAUAUUUGUAACAUGGAUUACUGGAAGUAGUUCACCAGAACCAUAACGCGGAAAUAAAGCAGAGCGAAAUAAGACAGUGACAGAACCAUGCAGGCCUUUGUGAGGAGCUUUGCCCUGUGUCCGCUGGGUUUUGCCAGGUUGAGUAAAAUGAGAGGUGCACUUCUGAGCCCAGCAGCCCGCCUCCUGUCUCCCUGCUCCCGCACACUGUUGAGUGAGACAGGAGUGUGGGAGAAAGACUACAAAAUGGAGACGAGAUGCAGAGUGGAGGAAUGGUGGCAUCCAAGAAUCAUGGCACAAUGGAAGAAGGAUUCACAGGAGAAGGGUUCCAACAGGAAGAAGUUUUAUGUCCUCUCCAUGUUUCCGUACCCUUCUGGCAGACUGCAUAUGGGCCACGUGCGAGUUUAUACCAUCAGUGACACCAUUUGCCACUUCCAGAGAAUGAGAGGCCACCAGGUGUUGAAUCCGAUGGGUUGGGAUGCUUUUGGUCUCCCAGCAGAAAACGCAGCCAUAGAGAGAGGUCUGGAUCCAGAGGAGUGGACUAAAAGUAACAUCCAGUCCAUGCGGGAGCAACUGGACAGCCUUGGCCUCUGCUUUAACUGGGACCGAGAAGUGACCACCUGUCUCCCAGACUACUACAGGUGGACCCAGUAUCUGUUCAUCAAGCUCUUUGAAGCAGGACUGGCAUAUCAGAAAGAGGCUGUGGUGAACUGGGACCCCGUGGAUCAGACGGUGCUGGCUGAUGAGCAGGUGGAUGAAAAUGGUCGCUCCUGGAGGUCUGGCGCCCUGGUGGAGCAAAAGCUGCUCACACAAUGGUUCAUCAAGACCACAAACUAUGCUAAGCAUCUCCUGGACGCUCUAGCAGAUCUUCCUGAGUGGUACGGGGUCAAAGCCAUGCAGGCAAACUGGAUUGGAGAGUGCACCGGCUGCUACUUUGAUUUCAAACUAAAGGUGAACGGGGAGGAGAUGGGGGAGACCCUGUCAGCCUACAGCUCCUCUCCAGAGAUGGUGUUUGGAGCGGCUUACCUGGCCAUCCUGCCCUCCCACAGACUGCUGCACGGGAGAAGCUCAGUCCGAUCCACCCUGAAGAAAACCUUUAAGCCGGGCAGAGACUGCCUGACGGAGGUCACUGCUCUCAACCUGUUCACCAACCAGGAAGUUCCCGUGGUUAUCUCACACAGGGAGGCGUUCGAUGGCUAUCUGGAUACUGUGAUUGGAAUCCCAGACUGCAGUGAGGAGGAUCUGUCUGUGGCCAAAACUCUGAACCUGACGUGGACCACAGUACUGAAAAGUGAUGAAGAUGGAACACAAACUCUGAUUAACUCUGACGAGUUCUCAGGCCUCACCAGACAGCAGGCAUUUGACUCCGUCACCCAAAAGGCCAGAGAGCGGAAGAUUGGGGGUCAUCUCACCAGCUCCAAGCUAAGGGACUGGUUAAUAUCAAGACAGCGGUACUGGGGAACACCCAUACCUGUGGUUCACUGUGGGUCUUGUGGGCCUGUCGCUGUCCCUGAGGAAGAGUUACCUGUUAUGUUGCCAAAGCUGCCGUCUCUCACAGGAAAAGGAGCGUCACCAUUGGAGGCUGCUCAUGAUUGGGUCAACUGCAAAUGUCCCAGAUGUAAAGGCCCCGCUAGGAGGGAGACGGACACCAUGGACACAUUUGUGGACUCUGCUUGGUAUUACUUCAGAUACAUAGACCCACAUAACCAACACAGGCCUUUUGAACGCCACCUUGCUGAUCACUGGCUCCCCGUGGACGUUUACAUUGGAGGCAAGGAGCACGCGGUCAUGCACUUGUACUACGCUCGCUUCCUUUGUCACUUUUGCAGAGAUCAGGGUCUUGUCGCUCAAAGGGAGCCUUUCAGGAAGCUGCUAGUCCAAGGUCUUAUCAAGGGCCAGACUUUUAAACUGGCAGACAGCGGGCAGUACCUGAAGAGGGAAGAAAUAGACUUCACAGAUAAGGAGCCGGUGGCGUGUGGCGGUGGUCGUGUUGAAGUGACCUGGGAGAAGAUGAGUAAGUCCAAACACAAUGGUCUGGACCCACAGGAGGUGGUGCAGCAGUACGGUGUGGACACGGCACGACUUUACAUCCUUUAUGCCGCUCCACCUGAACAAGACAUCCUCUGGAACUCGAAGACCGAUGCCCUUCCUGGGGUGCUACGAUGGCAGUCCCGGCUCUGGCAGCUUGUGUCCAAGCUGAGGGGAGCCCGGCAGCUCGGAGGCCUCCCUGACCCCUCUGUGCUGAAAAAGAAAGAGCUGGCAGAGACCAAGAAGAUCUGGAAUAAUAAGAACUAUGCUAUUCAAGAGGUGACUGCUCACUUCACAGAAGACUUCCUUUUCAAUGCAGCCAUUUCCCGCCUGAUGGGACUCACCAACACGCUCAAUAGUGCAACCGUGAGAGUGGUGCAGCACAGUGUGGAGUUUGAAGAAGCUCUGGCAUCGCUUAUUUUGAUGACAGCACCCAUGGCCCCUCACCUGGCCUCUGAACUUUGGGCAGGUAUUUCUAAUGUGCAGAACCCCCUUACCCCCAUCACCCAGCAUGGAGGAGACGUCCUGCAGCAGCCCUGGCCGACUGUAGACCCCAAGUACCUGGAUGCCCCUGACUUUGUGGAGCUGACUAUACUGAUAAACAACAAGCCAUGUGGGACGAUGACCAUCCCCCAGAAGGUUUCCAAAGACUCAGAGAGGGUGCGACAGCUCAUCCUGGAGAGCCCACUCGGGCAGAAGCAUCUCGGGGAGUGCAGCAUCAAAAAAGCCAUUCUCUCUCCAAGGACUGCCCUCAUCAACUUCCUCACUGAUUAGUGAUGUACAUUCAGUAUUGCUUUUAUCACUGCAACAUGAUUCAGCAGGGAGUAACUAAGGAAGAACUGGGACUUUUAUUGGGUGUAAAUUACACUGCAAGAAUAGGGAGUUUUUUUUAUGUAACUUGAGUGUAAAUAUGUCUAGAAAUGUUAUUUAUACCAUUCUUUUUGAAUAAAAGGUUUAAAAGUGA
Cheilinus undulatus (humphead wrasse) is the source of this 3051-nucleotide messenger RNA. It is a transcript of the gene lars2, whose product is annotated as leucyl-tRNA synthetase 2, mitochondrial. Gene Ontology annotation, cellular component: mitochondrion. The transcript is spliced from 21 exons. Gene Ontology annotation, biological process: mitochondrial translation; leucyl-tRNA aminoacylation. The record is from RefSeq and is a predicted model, not a curated record. The coding region runs from base 150 to 2861 and encodes 903 amino acids. Gene Ontology annotation, molecular function: leucine-tRNA ligase activity; ATP binding; aminoacyl-tRNA deacylase activity. Lineage: Eukaryota; Metazoa; Chordata; Actinopteri; Labriformes; Labridae.